AUGUGUGAAAGACAAGAACAAGAAGACCCUGGGGUAGAAGCUUCAGAGAGCCAUCGACUUGAGCAGCUAGGUCGAGAAAGACCAAAAUGCUUUGCGACAUGGUAUUCUGAACUGGGGUUUUGCUUCUCGGUAGUCAUGUCUCAGAUUCUAUCGGAAUAUUACAUUUCCGGCUUCAAUGUUUUACUACCGACAUUGAUUGUUGAUCUACAGCUUCCCGAAACCUCGUCCAUUUGGCCAUCCACUGCUUUGUCUCUGGCUGUCACCUCAACCCUCUUGAUAUUCGGACGUCUUGCCGAUAUGUUCGGAGCCUACACUUUAUACGUGACUGGAUUUGCGUGGUUAACUGUUACCUCACUGGUGCUCGGCUUCUCUCAGUCCUGGCUGAUGCUGGUCAUCUUCCGAGCACUUCAAGGCCUCGCUCUCGGGGCUUAUUUGCCUUCGGGUGUCAUGUUGCUUGGGAGUAUAUAUCGACCUGGCCCGCGAAAGAAUAUAGUAUUUAGUGUCUAUGGCGCGUGUGCGGCAUUGGGAUUCUAUGCCGGAAUUUUCUUCUCAGGACUCUGCGGCCAGUUUCUAGGUUGGCAAUGGUAUUUCUAUAUCGGAGCUAUUCUUUCUGCGAUCACCUUUAUUUCUUCUCUGGUUUCGAUUCCGAGCGACUACGCAAAGACACGCAAACUUGGACGACGAAUGGACUGGUUGGGGGCUAUUUUUUUGGUGCCUGGUUUGGUAUUAUGCUCCUUCGCCAUUGCGUAUAGCGCGCAAGCACCACACCAAUGGAAGACCCCGUACAUACCUGUUUGUCUUGUACUAGGGAUUAUUCUACUAGGAGUGGCCGUUUAUAUAGAAGGGUGGAUUGCAGAUGCCCCGCUUUUGCCCUCGAAAUUAUUCGCUAUCAAGUCUAUGAAGCCCUUGCUUUUGUCUCUCAUCUUUCUAUACGGCUGUUUGGGGGUUUUCCUGCUAUAUGCAGCUCUUUACAUGGAAAACAUUAUGGGUGCGAAUCCCUUGCAGGUAGUGGCCUGGACCACCCCCAUGGCCGCUGGCGGCAUUAUUAUCUCGGUCGUUGGUGGCUUAGUUCUUCACAAGAUUUCUGGAACACUGUUGAUGGUGAUGUCAUGCUUGGGGUUCAUGAUCUCCGGCCUUUUGUUUGCAGUUAUCCCUAUAGGGGGCAACUACUGGGCGUUUGUCUUCCCAGCAAUGAUCGGGGCUACAAUAGGGAUUGACAUCAGCUUCAACGUGACGAACAUCUUUAUCACAACAAACAUUUCGACCAAAGAGCAAGGCGCUGCCGGUGCGCUUAUUAACAGUACUUUGCACUUGGGUAUUACAAUCAUGCUAGGGUUUGCCGAUAUUAUUCAAACCAAUACGCUACACAACGGACUUUCUUCAAGCUACAAGGCAGUAUUUUGGUUCCAGUUGGGCCUCUCUGGCUUUGCGUUGGUAAUAAUGGUACUGUUUGUCAAGAUUGACCGAGCCAAGAGUGACUUGACGCUGGAUGAAAGGGUGGCACAAAGAGCCCUCGAAGAUUCAAGUCACAAUUUGUAA
Talaromyces rugulosus is the source of this 1539-nucleotide messenger RNA. RefSeq lists its product as uncharacterized. Bases 1 to 1539 code for a protein of 512 amino acids. Gene Ontology annotation, biological process: transmembrane transport. Gene Ontology annotation, cellular component: membrane. The transcript is spliced from 3 exons. NCBI's taxonomy places the organism in Eukaryota, Fungi, Ascomycota, Eurotiomycetes, Eurotiales, Trichocomaceae. Gene Ontology annotation, molecular function: transmembrane transporter activity. The record is from RefSeq and is a predicted model, not a curated record.